This is a messenger RNA of Rotaria socialis, 1218 nucleotides long. NCBI's taxonomy places the organism in Eukaryota, Metazoa, Rotifera, Eurotatoria, Philodinida, Philodinidae. The record is from the annotation of a GenBank genome assembly.
AUGAAUAUUUAUGCUAAACUCAUCGUUCGAUUACCAGCAAAUGGCUGGCGCCUUCUUCUUCAACAGCAACAACACAAAAUCAAUUCCUCGAUACCUUCACUUGCGACUGCUGUAAGACAAGCAAGUAGUGGUCCAAUUCUCGAAUAUGAUGAACCAAAUGCGUAUAAACUUCAUAUGCUUGAAGAAGGACCAAAUAAUCAUGUUUCAUGUACUCGUGAAGAAGGUUUAGAUUUUUAUCGAAAGAUGCAAGUUGUUCGUCGUAUGGAAGCAUCUGCCAAUAAUAUGUAUAAAGCCAAAUUAAUUCGAGGCUUUUGCCAUUUAUAUUCCGGACAGGAAGCUGUUUGUGUCGGAAUGAAAGCAGCCAUGGAUAAAAAUGAUUCUUUAAUCACUGCUUAUCGUGCUCAUGGCUGGACUUAUAUGAUGGGAGUUUCAGUAACUGGUGUAUUAGCUGAAUUAACAGGUAGAAAAACCGGUUGUUCUGAAGGACGUGGUGGUAGUAUGCAUAUGUAUGGACCAAAUUUUUAUGGUGGAAAUGGCAUUGUUGGAGCUCAAGUUCCACUCGGUGCUGGAGUAGCAUUUGCACAUAAAUAUCGUGGCGAACAAAAUGUGUGUGUAGCAUUAUACGGUGAUGGUGCUGCUAAUCAAGGGCAAGUAUUUGAAGCAUUUAACAUGGCAAAAUUAUGGUUACUACCAUGUAUAUUCGUAUGCGAAAACAAUGGCUAUGGCAUGGGUACAAGUACAGCACGCGCUAGUGCAAAUCCAAAUUUUUAUAGACGCUGCGAAUAUAUUCCUGGUUUAUGGGUUGAUGGUAUGGAUGUUCUCGCUGUACGUGAAGCAACAAGAUUUGCACGCAACUGGUGCACAUCAGGAAAGGGCCCUAUCAUUAUGGAAAUGGCUACAUACCGUUACUUUGGACAUUCAAUGUCUGAUCCAGGAACUAGUUAUCGAACACGUGAAGAAGUUCAAGAUGUCCGUAAAAGCCGUGAUCCAAUAGCUUCAUUUCGAGAAAAACUUCUUCAAGCUAAAUUAGCAACAGAAGACGAAUUUAAAGGAAUUGAUAAUGAAGUUAAAAAACUCAUUGAAGAUGCUGAAAAUCAUGCUCAAAAUGAUCCUGAAUUACAAGUCGACGAAUUAUAUUCUCACAUUUAUUCAAAUCCACCAGCUAAUUUUAAAGUUCGCGGAUGCGAUAAUUUUACAUUCAAAGAUAUCUCAAAAUAA